AUGGUCAAUUCAAAGCUGCCCACGGCCUCUGAGGGAUUGGCACAGGAGAACACUGGGAUGGGCGAGGACGCGGAAGAGGAAGAACAGGAGUUUGAGUUCCGGCUCUUCAGCUCUGUGUCUACCAGGAAGACUGCGGACGAAUCUCGAUCGAGGACAGAGGGACACGACGGCAGUGGUUUGGGAGGAGUCCAAAAAUUAAAGAUACGGUUACGGUCUCCUUCGCCAUCAGCACGCCCGCCGGGGGAUGGCGGCUUCGUCGUGCCAUUUCGAGGAUGGGACUACUACUUUUCCAAUCCGGAGCUGGUUAUGCGAGCCGUGGGGGACACCUCGUGGCAGAGAGGAGCCAAGGACAAAAAUACAUCGAAGCAACUUGAUACGUUGAGAUAUACGUUUAGAGAUACAGCUGUGGACGGGGAGACUAUCCUUGCUCGUGCUGCUUCGGUGACUUGGUCGGAAUCUUCUUUAUCCAAGAAAAAGAAGAAGCCCGGCAAGAAGAGACGGAUAGCACUACGAAAGCGGGUUAUCAUUAAAAAGAUGGCUGAAGAAACUGAGAAGGAAAAACGAAAUCGGAAGAACCGGGAGAGAAAAGUAAAGAGGAGACAGAAGGAGAGAGAGAAGAAAGCUGCGGCCAGAGCAGCUGCAGGAGAGGGUGAGCCCACGGCCCAAGUGGCUUCUGAUACCACUGCUACCGCUGGGGUGACGAUUGAUAAGUCGAGAGAAGAAAAGAAAGAGAAACAGGAGAAAUAA
Messenger RNA from Trichophyton benhamiae CBS 112371, 747 nucleotides. RefSeq lists its product as uncharacterized. The record is from RefSeq and is a predicted model, not a curated record. The transcript is spliced from 3 exons. Bases 1 to 747 code for a protein of 248 amino acids. Lineage: Eukaryota; Fungi; Ascomycota; Eurotiomycetes; Onygenales; Arthrodermataceae.